Molecule: messenger RNA, 717 nt
Organism: Lucilia cuprina (Australian sheep blowfly)
Lineage: Eukaryota; Metazoa; Arthropoda; Insecta; Diptera; Calliphoridae
Exons: 1
Coding region: 102-614 (170 amino acids)
Source: RefSeq, a predicted model, not a curated record
UUGUCAUAUUUUUUUUUUUUUUUGGAAAAAUUUAUUUUAUUUUGCGUAUAAAUUUUUUAAAAUCUUUUAUAAAAAUUUCUAAGUGAAAAUUCUUUAAAAUAAUGCCACCAGUAAUUAAAGGAAAAGAUGUCUUAAGUGCUCUUAACGAGCUAAAAAAUCCUUCGAAUUUAAACGAGAUUGUAGAUCACAUGUCUGCCAAAUAUGAAGCCAGCAAAACGGCUUUAGCUGCAGCAGUUAAAACUAUUUUAGAUGCAGGUGUGCAACAUGGCUACAUCGAGGAAUCGGAUGAUAAAUAUCGUACCGAAUAUAAGCCAACUGAGGAAGUGAAAGAUGAUCAAAUACAAAUAAAUCCUGCGGAGCCGCAACGUCAAGAAUCAAAUGAACAAGUAGAAACUUCAAAAAAUAGAGAAAUUGCGGUGAGAAAUAAAAAGAAUUGGACGUGGAAACGUCCUUAUUUGUUACAUUCCAGUGAAGACGAGAAUGAAGAUGAGGAUAUGGAACUACGAGAUCAAGGAGAUUGUUGUGGUUCUAGAUAUAGAAGACGUUCACGCAGCAGGGGUAGACAUGGUAAAAGUCAUUCGCGCCGCCGUACCAGACGACGAAGACGAGAAUAGUUUUUGAAAUUUUUGUUUUAGCAUCAAUUUUAUGUUUUUUUGUAAAGUUUUUAAAGUUUGGGUGAAACUUAUAUUUUAGAAUAAAUUUUCUUGUCACAUUUAA